Molecule: messenger RNA, 3124 nt
Organism: Uloborus diversus
Lineage: Eukaryota; Metazoa; Arthropoda; Arachnida; Araneae; Uloboridae
Exons: 1
Coding region: 39-3002 (987 amino acids)
Biological process (GO): protein autoubiquitination; negative regulation of centriole replication
Cellular component (GO): peroxisome; aggresome
Molecular function (GO): zinc ion binding; ubiquitin protein ligase activity; ubiquitin protein ligase binding
Source: RefSeq, a predicted model, not a curated record
UUUUUCAAUUAGCAACGUUUUUAUCAAAAAUAUUAGCAAUGGAUGAACACAGUGUCGAAAGUUUAGCGGAAGUAUUUAGAUGUUUCAUUUGUAUGGAAAAACUUAAAGAUGCCCAUCUUUGCCCCCACUGUUCAAAAUUAUGUUGCUAUGCAUGCAUUAGACGAUGGUUAACCGAGCAGCGUUCUCAGUGUCCUCAUUGUAGAGCUUCUUUACAUAUUCAUGAACUAGUAAACUGUCGCUGGGUUGAAGAAGUAACUCAACAGUUGGAUACUUUGCAAUUGGUUGGAGCAGUUAAAGAUGAUUCUUCGGACAAAGAAAAAUGUAAAACCCACAAAGAAAAGCUAAGUGUGUAUUGUCGGAACUGUAAGCAGUGUAUUUGUCAUCAGUGUGCUUUAUGGGGAGGUACGCACUCAGAUCAUGUUUUUAAGCCACUGGAUGAAAUUUAUGAGCAGCAUGUUUCACAAAUAAAAGAGGAGUUCGUCCGCCUUCGUAGGAGGCUUGCAGAGUUAAUCAGUUUGGUUCAAGAAGUGGAAAAGAGUGUUGAAAGUGUCAGAAGUGCAAAGGAUGAUCGUGUUCAUGAAAUUCGCCAUGCUGUUGAGCAUAUGAUUUCACGUUUGGACGCUCAGCUGAAAAGCAAACUGUUGACAUUGAUGGCACAAAAGAAUUCUUUGUCUCAAGAAACAGAACAAUUAGAAACUAUUCUGAAAUCAGUUGAACAGCAGUUAAGCUCUAGUUGUAAGAAUGAAUUAAUUACUAUGAGUCCUGAUAUACUUCAUAAUAUGGCUGAAAUUCAGAGUAAACCAAUGGCAAGUUUUGUUACGGCUGCUGUUCCCGCAGAUUUCCCAAGUGAAAUCGUACCUCCUUAUGAUGGAAGUACUUUUGUGAUGCAUAACUUUAGUGUUCUACAGCAGAGAGCUGAUCCUGUAUACAGUCCACCUUUAAAUGUCUGCGGUCUUACCUGGAGGUUGAAAGUUUAUCCAGAUGGGAAUGGGGUUGUUCGAGGUAAUUACUUGUCUGUUUUUCUGGAAUUAUCAGCUGGAUUACCCGAAACCUCCAAGUACGAAUAUAGAGUGGAAAUGAUUCAUCAAACGUCUAGGGAUCCAUCCAAGACAGUUGUUCGUGAAUUUGCCUCUGAUUUUGACGUCGGAGAAUGUUGGGGUUAUAAUCGCUUUUUUAGACUCGAUCUCCUUGCCAGUGAAGGCUACUUAAAUACAGAACGUGAUACUUUAAUCUUGGGGUUCCAAGUUCGUUCACCCACUUUUUUCCAAAAAUGCAGAGAUCAAAUGUGGUGUAUUAAUCAGUUACAGACUGCUCAAGCUCAGUAUAUUAGCCAGAUUAAUGAUUUGAAAGAGAGGUUGGCUAUUGAGUUAUCUAGGAAUCAAGCUGCUUUGGGAAAUAAAACAGAUGUAAAUGAUGUACAAAUUACACCUGAACAACCAUCUGUUUUAAAUGCAAAUUCUGCUGCAGCAAUAAAUGUAUGCCCCUUAAUGGGAAGUAUGGCAUCACCAUUAUUAUCCCCUACAUUUUCUAUUGCGUCAUCCUUACAGCCAUCCAUGCCAAAUUUUUCACCUAUAAAUCAACAUGAGUGCUUCUUAACCCCAACAAGCUCAUUAGAAAUAUCCAAGUGCGAAAACAGCGUGGAUUCCGAAGCUUCGAACAAAUGUCUUGAAAAAAGUAUCGAUAGUGAAGAAACAAUUACAGCUAAUGAUCAACGACAUUCGGGUACCAGAGCAAAGGUCAAGUGUGUAAAAAGUAAUUCUAAUCGAGAACAUGACUGUACCCAGAUUGAACAAGCUUAUAGGGGGCAAAAUAGAACCUUUUGUACCCACACAAAUUCCCAGAAAUGUAAUUAUAAGGACAUUAUUUUACUGGACUCUUACGAUGCAUCUUGUGAAGCCGAUUCUUCUAGUUCGGAUAAUGAAGUGGUCAGUGAAUGCAAUAGUGAAGAUGCAGUUGCUAGCCAUGCUGCAUGUAAUACUAGCCCAAGUACAGCUACAGGGGAGAACAGUAAUGAUGAAAAUGACCUCGAUGAAGAAACGAUUUCAGAUGGCAUCAACUUUUCUCUCAAUUCCAAACUCAAUCCUCGUCGUCAAAGAUUGCAUUCGUGGAAUUCUCUUAGCAACCAUGGUAGGGCAGAAAGAGCACAGGCUUCAUCUGGCGAGUACAGUAAUCUUUUCGAUGUACCAUCUGACGAUGAUGAAUCUGUUUUGCUUCGAUUAUUAGAAUUGCAACACCAGAAUCCAUACCACUGGUCCGUAAACUAUGCUGCAGAUAUGCAGAAAAACAGCGAGAAACAGAAAAAUGGACAUAGUUGUCGUCAUUCAUUGCUUUUAUCUUCUUUGCUCGCCACUUCAAGAUACAACAAUCCUCAAAAUGAGCCGCAAUCACUGUCCACAUCUGCAUCACCAUCAUCAGAAUUCCCCACAUUAUCAAAAAUCAUAUCAUCUAGGAAAAAGUGGGAAAAUGCUGGUGGUAGUGGAUGCUUUCGCAUUUCAGAUUUAGAAACGAACUUAGUUGAACCGGCACGCACCAACGAUUCUAACAAUGUUCCUCAUUUAUUGGAUCAGUUCUCGCCAUGCCCGUCUACCUCGGCUUUCAAUUCCGCAUUCGUAGGCACACCAAGAAAUGCAUCCGAUUCUGCAGAUGCUCUCAGUAAGCAUCAGAGGUUGAAGAAGAGUGAGGCUUCUACUUCUGGAGAAAACAAUUCAGUAUUAAAUGUGACAGCUCAAGAAGAAUCUCCUAAACCAUGCAACUUAUGGCCUUCACCAUCACAUAAACCACUCCCGAAUCCAAAACCAUCAUGGGCUGUUCUACAAGGUGCUGCUAAGAGAGAGCAACCAGUCACUUCAUCCGCUUCCGAGACCAGGACAUCACUCGUACCACGGAAUUUUGCUGCCACUUCCGAAGCUAAUGAAGAUUCGAGUCCAACUACCAGUAAUUCCUCAAAUGAAAGUGUCUGUGAAAAUUUAGAAGCUAGUAGUAAGGGUGCACAAAAACAAUAAGUACUUUAACAACUUUAGUAUUUUAAAGGUAAAAAAGGUGUAGUGAUCCCGGUUAGUUGAUUUAUUUAAAAAUUUUAAUAGAAAUUUCUAUAUGCAUUUAAAUAAAUAAUAUUAAAUAGAAA